This is a messenger RNA of Gilbertella persicaria, 565 nucleotides long. RefSeq lists its product as uncharacterized. Bases 19 to 438 code for a protein of 139 amino acids. The transcript has 8 exons. Lineage: Eukaryota; Fungi; Mucoromycota; Mucoromycetes; Mucorales; Choanephoraceae. The record is from RefSeq and is a predicted model, not a curated record.
CUAUUCUCUUGCGUCAUUAUGUUUCCUAGUGAAAAGUACUUUUAUAUUCAAUCUCGAAAAAGUGGUCUUGUUUUAUCUUGCGAUGGUCAGGAAGAAACAGGAUCAAAACUUGUCAUCAGACCCAAGGCUGAGGAUGAUGAAUCUCAACUUUGGAAAUAUGAACAUGGUUUCUUGGUCUGUAAAAAGACACUGCUUGUCAUGGAUAUUGCAGGAGGUGAUUUAAAGGUGGAUUCUAAAGUAUUACAAUAUAACCGCAAAAAGACCAUGACACAUAACCAACGAUGGGGAAUGCGUGAUCACUUUAUUUAUGCUGUUGCAGACCCAAGACUUGUGUUGAAUGCAAAGGAAGAAGAAGGUUCUAAUAUUGUGGUCUCUACUCGUAUCUUGGAAGACAAUGACCAUCAACAAUGGGAUAUUGAAGUAUAUCAAGAAGAAUAAUUCCCAAGUACACAGUGAACUGUGCACAUACUUUUUUACAUUUUGUAGAACCAAGAUGAUUUUUAUUUUUAUUUUUUUCCCUGUUUAAUAAAUUAAAAAAGAGAAUUCUCUUUUUUUUUUCUCUUUC